GGUUAUGCCACAUCCACCACACCUCACUCUACCGCGACGGAUCCCGCCGAAGUAGAAGCUCUGAAAUGCCUUGAGCAAGGAACUCUAAAGCUUGAGGAAGGGGACGUCCAGGCAGCCAAGGAUCUGUACAAAAGAAGCAUAGGCAUCAAGAAAAAUGCGAGCUCGCUUUUCAACUAUGGUGUCACCUGCUAUCACCUAAAGGAAUUUGACGAAGCAAUCGAAGCGUGGAAAGAAUCUAUCGCUCUACAGCCAUCUAGUCCGGACGCUCACACAAAUUUGGCGAGCGCCUACAUAAUAUCUCCAGUUGCGCGGCCGGACCUAGCCCUGCAUCAUCUACAGCACGUAACUUUCUCUUCAUUUGUCUCCCAUCCCGCUUCAUUGGCUCCGGAGGAUCCUGAGAUAGCCUUCAACCUGGCCGCUGUGCUGGAAGCCUGCGGUCGCCUGGAAGAUGCCCUUGUUCAAUACAAGCGAAGCAAAGACUUCGGUGUCGAAAGGGCCGCAAUGCAUAUUCGUAACGUGAGUGCAAAGAUUCUCGGGAAAAAGAUGAACGAGGCCUCGCAGAAACAGGCGGCCGAACACCAAGGAAAUGACGACAAGGGCUCAGACGAGAAGCCUUAA
Gloeophyllum trabeum ATCC 11539 is the source of this 618-nucleotide messenger RNA. RefSeq names its product TPR-like protein. The annotation marks the transcript as partial. The record is from RefSeq and is a predicted model, not a curated record. The transcript is spliced from 6 exons. Lineage: Eukaryota; Fungi; Basidiomycota; Agaricomycetes; Gloeophyllales; Gloeophyllaceae. Gene Ontology annotation, molecular function: protein binding.